Molecule: messenger RNA, 759 nt
Organism: Diospyros lotus (date-plum)
Lineage: Eukaryota; Viridiplantae; Streptophyta; Magnoliopsida; Ericales; Ebenaceae
Product: secreted RxLR effector protein 161-like
Exons: 2
Coding region: 1-759 (252 amino acids)
Source: RefSeq, a predicted model, not a curated record
AUGGAAAAUGUUCCUUAUGCAAAUGCCAUAGGAACUAUUGUGUAUCCUAUGAUAAGUACCAGGCCUAACAUUACUCACUCAAUUUCCUUACUAAGCAGAUACAUGUCAAACCCUAAAAAAUCUUAUUGGGAUGCCUUGAAAUACUUGCUUAGAUAUAUUAAUGGUUCAGUUAACUGUGGCUUGUGUUAUAAAAGAAGAUAUGAUAAUCUUGAUCUUGUGAGAUAUGUAGAUUCAGAUUUUGUAGGUGAUAAAGACUCUAGGAAAUCCAAUACCGCUUACUUCUUUACAUUGGGAGGUAACUGCAUCAGUUGGAAGUCACAAUUGCAGCCCCUAAUUGCAUUGUCUUCCACUGAGACAAAAUACGUGGCAAUCAUUGAUGCCUUUAAAGAAGCCAUUUGGCUUCAAGGCCUCCUGAGGGAAAUCAAUUUGCUUCAAAUCAAAGUGGUGGUGUUGUCGGAUAGUCAAAGUGCUAUCCACCUCUGUAAAAAUCCGGUAUAUCAUGAGAGGAGUAGGCACAUUGAAGUAAAGUAUCACUUUGUCCAAGAACUGGUAACAAAUGGAACUGUGAUGAUUAAAAGGGUUUCUAUCGAGGAUAAUCCAGCUGAUAUGGGAACCAAGACUUUGACUGCAGUCAAGUUCAAGCAUUGCUUGAGUUUGCUGCACAUUGAAGUGGAGAUUGUUGUGGGUGAACCAUCAAAACGCUGCCAUCUUGAUUGGAGGGCAAUAUCGGGAACCUCAGCAGUCCACAUGAACGGUUGA